CAGGAAGGUAGUGAGUGCUGUGCGGACAGGACCGGAGCGGUACAAACCUCGGGCCCUCCACCCGUGCCUAGCAGAGUCCUCCUUCGCUGGUGGGCACGGAGGAUGCUCUUCUGCAGAAGCUGGCCGAUGCGAUGCUCAAGGAGGACUGCGCCUCCGACCUGAAGGUCCACUUGGCCCAGUCCCUCCCUCUGCCUUCCAAUGUGACUCGCCCCCGAAUUGACCUGAUUGUGUUCGUGGUCAACCUUCACAGCAAAUACAGCCUUCAGGUCGUGGAGAAGUCCCUGCACCAUGUGGACACCACCUUCUUCCUGGGGAAGGUGGGCUUCCUCGUCACGGGCGCCGGGCGGGACAGUCACUGCAGCGUGCACCAGAACACCGUGCUGAGGCUGGCCCACACCUACCGGAGCCCCCUGCUCUUCUGUGACCUGGAGGUGGAAGGCUUUCGAGUCACCAUGGCGCAGCGCCUGGUCCGCAUGCUGCAGAUCUGCGCUGGCCACGUGCCUGGCGUCUCAGCCCUGAACCUGCUGUCCUUGAUGAGCAGCUCUGAGAACCCCUCCAUGGAGGGCCUGUGACGGCCAUCUGGGCGCCCCCUGCCCCCACCACAGCGAGGUCCCUGGCUCAGUAAACAUUCACUGUUGCCGAAGACCCACUUAGGGCUUGAGAGGCCCUCAGUCAGCAGGGUCACUUCUCCGCAGGACCCUAACUCUGCUCCAGCAGCGAGCGCUGUGGGGGCGCCCAGUGGUGGGACCAGCCCCCCUCCCCACCCACGCUCACUGCAGCAGAGCCCUGUCUUUAUCCAUCAGAUGUGGCCCGUCUCCACUCAGGACUGCUUGCAAGCAAGGCGUCUGUGGUCAGAAACAGUUCAAAAUGUACCAGUCUCGUCCAUUGCUUCGGUGCUGCAGAUGAACUGACUGGGCACAAUUAAGAGUAGGGCCAGGGGGGAGGGGUGGAGCUUGGCCUCUGUGAGCCCGGUCUGCCUCCACCUCUGGGCCUCGCGGUUCUUAGAGAACCUGGAUGUUGCCUCUUGGAGCCUCAGUUUCCCCAGGUGAGACGAGCUCGUUUGCCCUUCUGCACCAAGGGGACUGCAUGAAAUGACAGCAGUGAAGGGCCCGCGCUGGUGUCUUCACUCCCUGUGCGCAGUCGUGCUGAUGUGUUUCUUAAUAAACUGU
This is a messenger RNA of Pteronotus mesoamericanus, 1169 nucleotides long. It is a transcript of the gene CENPM, whose product is annotated as centromere protein M. The transcript is spliced from 6 exons. Lineage: Eukaryota; Metazoa; Chordata; Mammalia; Chiroptera; Mormoopidae. The record is from RefSeq and is a predicted model, not a curated record. Bases 132 to 572 code for a protein of 146 amino acids.